AUGAGUAACAGCGCCAUGGUGGCCGUGGCCAUCUGCUGCAUCCUCGUCCUGCUGGCCGUCUUCAUCGUGAUCAUCAUAGUCGUCGGGCAGACCAUCGAGGAGCCCAAAUGA
Molecule: messenger RNA, 111 nt
Organism: Drosophila gunungcola (fruit fly)
Lineage: Eukaryota; Metazoa; Arthropoda; Insecta; Diptera; Drosophilidae
Exons: 1
Coding region: 1-111 (36 amino acids)
Source: RefSeq, a predicted model, not a curated record